UUUUGUUUUUUUUUUUAUAACUUUGAGAGCCCUUCACUCCGAUUCGUAGAGAGUUUCCUAGAUACUACCAUUUCAUAUAUUUUUUUUGUAACCUUUUCUGUAUUUGUUGUAUUUGGCUUUCGUUAAUCCAAAUCCGUAAGUACCUUCUUUGUUGUUAUUGUUAUAUAUUAAUCUCUUUCUAAUUCUCUUCGUUAAGAUUCUCCUUUUUUUUCUUUCCUUCUUGCUUCUUCUUCUUCUUCAUUCUCCGUUGUUGAUUCAUUUUCAGAUCAGUGAUUCCUACCUACGGUUUUAUUUUUUUUUGAAAUUUCUCUGUUUUGUUUUUUGAGGUCAAAUUGAGUUUUUUUCCUCAUUUGGAAUCUGAAGAUCUGACAUUUGAAGCUACCAUUUCUUUUUCUUUUUGGCGAUUGAAUCUUGAUGCUUCAAUAAAGAAAAAUAUUUUUGUUUUGAGGUUGUUCUGAUUCCAUUUUUGACGAUCUCAAUAUCGAAAAUGGGAAUACUCUGAAUCGUCUUCUGAUUGAUUCUUUUUGUUUUCUUGAGAUUUCUCUAAAAGUCUCUCUCUCUCUCUCUCUCUUUGCAUUUCGUGUUUGGUUUUCGGAAUCUGUACCGGAGAAGAUGGUGGAAGAUCGGGCGUAUUUGAUAUCAAGGGUAUUCUCAAGUUCUCGUCUUUCUGAAUCGAAGUGGCCUUACAUGUUUCCAGAAGCAGAGGAUUCCUCUGACUCCAAGCUCACCAGUGGCGGCAAGAGAGCUGCUCUGGAUGAGCUCCAAGACGACGACCUCAGACAGAGCAAGUCUCUCAGAUUGAUGGGGUUGUCCGAAAUUCAUGGCAAUGUUUCGUCUGAUGAAGAACAACAAGACCAAGAACAAGAGUCUGAUUCUAACAAUGGUAAUAAUAAUGAUGGCGAUUCACUUAUCAACGAUAUUGGCAGGGACAAUUCGAUCAGCUGUUUGAUCCGUUGCUCCAGGUCUGGUUACGGCUCCAUUGCUUCCUUAAACCGGAGUUUCCGGUCUCUGGUUAAGUCCGGAGAGAUCUACAGACUCAGGAGGCAAAACCAGAUUGUUGAACAUUGGGUUUACUUCUCCUGCCAGCUCUUGGAAUGGGUUGCUUUCAAUCCUGUUGAAAGGAGAUGGAUGAGUCUGCCAACUAUGCCUUCAGGUGGUACCUUCAUGUGUACCGAUAAAGAAUCGUUAGCUGUUGGCACGGAUUUGCUUGUUUUAGGCAAAGAUGAUUACUCGUCCCAUGUUAUAUACAGAUAUAGUCUUUUGAAUAACUCUUGGUCAUCCGGUAUGAGGAUGAACUCGCCUAGGUGUUUGUUUGGCUCAGCGAGUCUUGGAGAGAUUGCAAUCUUCGCUGGUGGUUGUGACUCUCGUGGCAAAACCAGUGAUUCCGCUGAGAUUUAUAACUCCGAGCUUCAGACUUGGACUACACUUCCAAAGAUGAACAAACCGAGGAAGAUGUGUUCGGGUGUUUUCAUGGAUGGGAAGUUCUAUGUGAUUGGAGGGAUUGGCGGAAAAGACUCUAAAGUGCUUACUUGCGGUGAGGAGUUUGAUUUAGAGACGAAGAAAUGGACGGAGAUCCCGGAAAUGUCGCCUCCAAGGAGCCGGGAAAUGCCAGCAGCAGCAGAGGCGCCACCUCUUGUUGCGGUAGUGAAGAAUCAGUUGUAUGCUGCGGAUCAUGCUGACAUGGAAGUGAGGAAGUAUGAUAAGGAGAGGAAGAAAUGGUUUACAUUAGGGAGAUUGCCCGAGAGAGCGGACUCGGUUAACGGUUGGGGAUUAGCGUUUAGAGCUUGCGGCGAGCGGUUGAUUGUAAUUGGUGGUCCUAAGAGUUCAGGUGGAGGGUACAUUGAGCUGAAUUCUUGGAUACCAAGGAGUGAUCAAAGUCCUCCUCAAUGGACAUUGCUCGAUAGAAAACAUUCAUCGAACUUCGUAUACAAUUGUGCGGUGAUGGGUUGCUGAUCGAUCAUAAAAAUAAUAAGGUUUCAACAAUAAUUUUUCAGAUGAUUUUUAAGAUUCUCCUCUUCUUGUUGGAGGAGAUGUCCAAAUUUUCAGUCUUUUUUAUUUUAUUUUAAUUUUUCGUAUUUAUUAUAAAAGAAAUUUAUUUCAAUUCAAUUGGAUACAUAAUCAUCUUGGUGGUAUUGUAAGAUUCUUGAAAAGAAUAGAAACAGGUUUUUGUAAUAAGUUUGGUGGAGAAAGUUCAGAAUCAAGAGUUUUUAUUUUA
Messenger RNA from Capsella rubella, 2215 nucleotides. Its product is annotated as F-box/kelch-repeat protein SKIP11. The transcript has a single exon. Gene Ontology annotation, cellular component: nucleus. NCBI's taxonomy places the organism in Eukaryota, Viridiplantae, Streptophyta, Magnoliopsida, Brassicales, Brassicaceae. Gene Ontology annotation, molecular function: protein binding. The record is from RefSeq and is a predicted model, not a curated record. The coding region runs from base 613 to 1953 and encodes 446 amino acids.